Adineta steineri is the source of this 564-nucleotide messenger RNA. The record is from the annotation of a GenBank genome assembly. Lineage: Eukaryota; Metazoa; Rotifera; Eurotatoria; Adinetida; Adinetidae.
AUGAAGAUUUUAUAUAUUCUAAUAUCAAUUGCAUUAAUUAUUCAUGUGGCUAUUUAUCGAGUUAUAGUUCUUGAAAAUCAUUCUGUACCACAAGUUAUUGCUCGAAUUAAUGGUAUGUUGGUUCAUUUUAGUUAUGCUCCAGCUAUUAGUCUAAUGCUCAAACAAACAAUGACAAUUAUUAGAUGUUUAUAUUAUCUUCGUUUAUUUAUACCAGUUGAUGAUCAUAUUGAUGCACAUCGUUUAGUAGGUACAAUGAUAUUUAUUUCUGCUAUAAAUCUUGACGGACAUUCAUGGUUUUCAUUAAUAUUUACAACAGCUGCAGGAAUUGGUUGGCCAAUUUUUAUUCUACUUGUACUUCAUGCACCAAAUUUUUGGAAAUGGGCUAUUGGACCAAUGGUAUUAUUUUGUUUUGAAAAAAUUUAUUUAUUUAAACGACAUUUACCAAAAUAUGGUUGUACAAAAUUAAUCUCCAUUCGAAUUCAAGAUAAGCAUCCAUUUACAAUUUGUAGUAGUCCACAACGAAAAGAUAUACUUGGUCUAACUAUUAUGAAAAAACAAAAUUGA